AUCAUAUGGUUGUCUUUCGGAAGUGUUAAUAAACGUCAAAAUGGAUAACCUUAAUUUGUGAUUAUUAUUCUGAAAUUCAUACCCAACUAGAUCGUAAUUAAAUGUCUAAAGAUUUCGUACGCAAUGGAUAAAUCAGAAUUGGAAGGAAAAUAUCAAAAGCUCGCAACAGAAUACUCCAAAGUUCGUUCUCAGGCUACAGUUUUGAGGAAGGCGGUGUUGGAUGAGCAGGCGACUAUACUUAAUUUAAAGGAAAUUAUCAAGGAGCAAGAGCAGAAAAUUCGGAAACAUGAUCAGGAGAUGGAGAGCCUUACAUUCCGCAAUGAGCAAUUAACAAAAAGAAUAUCAGUCCUUCAGCAAGACCUGCAGGGUAAUCAAGGAAAAAAGAAUAAAAUUAAAGGUUCAGAGAACUCCACACAUCAAUCAAACUUUAGCAUCAUUGAUGAGGAAUUACAGAAAAAGAUCAUAGAGAAUGCUGAACUUGCUAGUACUAUGGCUGAUAAGGACUUGGAGUUGAUGAAUUAUAAAGAUAAUUUAGAGUGGAUGAGGGAGAGUUUUGUGAAAUUGGAAACAGAGCUCAAUGCAAAGUGUGAGAAUUACAAAGUUGAAGUUGAGAAAAUGGAGAAGGAGAUUAGUAAAAACGCAGGGAUUAAAAAUAUUAAUAAAGUUAAAGAUUGUGAUAAAUGUAGGAAUAACAAUGAGAAUUCUAUAACACAUGUUAAACAGGAAGCAGAGCGUUGGAAGAUGGAAUGCGAAGCAUUGAGAUCACGUCCAAACGCAAAUAGCGAACUUACCGAAUAUUACGAAUCUCAAAUUAGGAACCUGUUGGAAUUAAAACUGUUAUGUCAGUCAGAAGCAAACAGUCUGCACGCAGACAACGAGGCUUUAAUUGCGCGCUUGGAGAAUGCUAUACUUGAGAAGAAUUCUUCUGAGAGUAUCUUAGAGAAAACGAACGAAGAACUGCAUACAACAAGCGAGAACUACAAAAUGCAGUUCGACGCGAUGACGGAACAUUUUGCAGCGCAAAAUGAAAAAAUUACUAAACAAUGUGAUGAAAUUGAAAUGCUUAAACAUAAGUUAAACGCAAAGAAAUAAUUCAACCUCAACCACAUCUUUGCAGUAUAGGUAAUAAGUUGUCGUAAUUUAAUUAAAUUUCAUGAAAACUAUUUAUAAAAUAUAUUUAUAAAGGAUACCAAUAAAACGUUACUUUUAGAUUUACCAUUUAUUCUCUAAGCAAAUCAUGUUAAAUAAAUAAUAUAACAAUGUGUUCUA
This is a messenger RNA of Nicrophorus vespilloides, 1269 nucleotides long. RefSeq names its product protein phosphatase 1 regulatory subunit 21. The coding region runs from base 124 to 1092 and encodes 322 amino acids. Lineage: Eukaryota; Metazoa; Arthropoda; Insecta; Coleoptera; Silphidae. Gene Ontology annotation, cellular component: membrane; early endosome. The record is from RefSeq and is a predicted model, not a curated record. The transcript is spliced from 4 exons.